UUGAGCUGGGUGGAUCCUCGGGCCUGAUCCUAUCUCAAGGAUGUUGUUCUGUGCAGUUGAAAAAAUGGCUUGUAACUUCUUUUAUCUCUUUUCCUUGCUGAGUGUGUUCCAACGCUUUAUAUCACCAUAGCGAUGGUGUCUUUUGCUGCUUUUCUCUCUCCUGUUUCUUCAUGCAUGAUGCUGAAAGCACUGAGCCCCUGUGUGUCCUGACCCCGGUCAGAGCUCCUUUCAGGUACGUUGAGCCACGGCUUCCCCCAAGGCUGUACUGGUGUCCCUGGCCUUUGCCCGCCGCUGUUCCCUGCUGUCACCCUGUCCUUCCCGCGGUCUCCGGGCUCUUUGGGAAGAGCUGCAGUGGGCGAUACCAAGCGAGGCCUUGGGAGGUGGAGGACCAGAGGCGCGGCGGAGGUAGCGCUCGGUGGGACGCGGCGCUCGGAGCCCCCUCAGCCCUCGGGACGACCCUCGCGAUUUGAACGCCGUCGACUGGUAACCAACCGCUCCGGUGCCGGCAGCCAUGGGCUCUGAGCGGGACUCCGAGUCGCCGCGGUCCUCCUCCAUCCACUCGGCCGCCGCCAAGUGCCCGAAGCCCGGCCGCCGCCGCCGCCUCUCCUUCCAGAGCGUCUUCUCCGCCGCCGCCGCCUCCGCCGCGGGCGGCCGCCGCCGCGCCAAGGCCGAACCGCCUCCCGCCGCUCCGCCGCCGCCUCCCGCCGCCCCGCCGGCCCCGCCGCCGCCCCCGCCGCCCGCCGAGGAGGCUCCGGUGGUCCCGGAGGGUGGCGGCGAGGAGGAGUUGGAGUGCCCGCUGUGCCUGGUGCGGCAGCCGGCGGAGAACGCCCCGCGGCUGCUGUCGUGCCCGCACCGGUCGUGCGGGGCCUGCCUGCGGCAGUACCUCCGCAUCGAGAUCACCGAGUCCCGCGUCAACAUCUGCUGCCCCGAGUGCAGCGAGCGCCUCAACCCCGCCGACAUCCGCCGCCUCCUCCGCGAUUCCCCGCACCUCGUCGCCAAGUACGAGGAGUUCAUGCUGCGCCGCUGCCUCGCCGCUGACCCCGACUGCCGCUGGUGCCCGGCCCCCGACUGCGGUUACGCGGUUAUUGCCUACGGCUGUGCCAGCUGCCCCAAGCUGACCUGCGAGAGGGACGGCUGCCAGACGGAGUUCUGCUAUCACUGCAAACAGAUAUGGCAUCCCAACCAAACCUGCGACAUGGCCCGCCAGCAAAGGGCACAGACGCUCCGAGUACGAACCAAGCACACGUCGGGCCUCAGUUACGGACAGGAAUCCGGGCCGGCUGAUGACAUCAAGCCAUGUCCGCGUUGCAGUGCUUACAUCAUCAAGAUGAACGAUGGGAGCUGCAACCACAUGACGUGUGCAGUGUGUGGCUGUGAGUUCUGCUGGCUCUGUAUGAAGGAGAUCUCGGAUCUGCAUUACCUCAGCCCCUCCGGCUGUACAUUCUGGGGCAAAAAGCCAUGGAGUCGUAAAAAGAAGAUUCUCUGGCAGCUUGGCACAUUGAUCGGUGCUCCUGUAGGCAUUUCCCUCAUCGCCGGCAUAGCCAUUCCUGCUAUGGUCAUUGGCAUCCCUGUGUACGUUGGGAGGAAGAUCCACAGCAGGUAUGAGGGAAAGAAAACCUCUAAGCACAAGAGGAACUUGGCCAUUACUGGUGGGGUCACCUUGUCUGUCAUUGCCUCUCCAGUCAUCGCUGCUGUCAGUGUUGGUAUCGGAGUCCCCAUCAUGCUGGCUUACGUCUAUGGUGUUGUGCCGAUCUCGCUGUGCCGAGGCGGUGGCUGUGGAGUUAGCACCGCCAACGGAAAGGGUGUGAAAAUUGAGUUUGAUGAAGAUGAUGGACCGAUCACAGUGGCUGAUGCGUGGCGAGCCCUGAAGAACCCCAGCAUUGGCGAAAGCAGCAUUGAGGGGUUGACCAGUGUGCUGAGCACCAGCGGCAGCCCCACCGAUGGGCUCAGCGUGAUGCAGGGCAACUACAGCGAGACGGCCAGCUUCGCCGCCCUCUCGGGCGGUACCCUGAGUGGCGGUGUCCUCUUGGGAGGCAAGGGGAAGUACAGCAGGCUGGAAGUUCAGGCAGAUGUCCAGAAGGAGAUUUUCCCCAAAGACUCAGUCAGCUUGGGGGCUAUCAGCGACAACGCCAGCACUCGAGCCAUGGCUGGUUCCAUCAUCAGCUCCUACAACCCCCAGGACAGGGAGUGCAAUAACAUGGAGAUCCAGGUGGACAUUGAAGCCAAACCAAGUCACUACCAGCUGGCCAGUGGCAGCAGUACGGAGGACUCUCUGCAUGUCCACACCCAAAUGGCAGAGAAUGAGGAAGAGGAGGAGGAGGAAGAGGAGGAUGGUGAGCAGGAGCAGACGUGCAAACACCAAAGCUGUGAGCAAAAGGACUGCAUUGCCAGCAAAACCUGGGACAUCACCCUGGCCCAGCCUGAGAGCAUACGGAGCGACCUGGAGAGCUCCGACAGUCAGUCGGACGACGUGCCAGACAUUACCUCGGAUGAGUGCGACUCCCCCCACUCUCAGACUGCAGCAGCCUGCCCGCAGACCCCCAAAGCUAGAGGUGCCGAGAGCCCAAGUGCCCACCUGAGCCACUGUGCCCAAGCCGAGGGCUGCAGGCUGGAUGAGAUAGUCAAACUGGAGUGCAUCGAAGCCAGAGUAUGAACUGGCCUCCUCCUGAAAAGCACACUCGCUGUCGUUGCAUCUUUUGGGGCAGGGUUGUGUCCGUGUUGGCUUCUGUUUGCGAUUCUCCAGGCGGCUCCCCAGCCUUGCCUCGGGGAGUUGCUGUUUCUUACAUGACAAAAAAGAAAAAGGAAAAAAAAAAAAAAUCCCCCGCCCUCUUUUGUUUUAAUUUAUUGGUUCAAGCUCUGUGAGAUGUGUAAGAGUGUAAAUAUGUACGUGUGUCUGUAUGUCUGCAAACAUCCUAAGGGACUAUUUGAAUAAAGACUC
This is a messenger RNA of Grus americana (Whooping crane), 2938 nucleotides long. RefSeq names its product ring finger protein 19B (gene RNF19B). Gene Ontology annotation, cellular component: ubiquitin ligase complex; cytoplasm. The transcript is spliced from 11 exons. Gene Ontology annotation, molecular function: ubiquitin conjugating enzyme binding; ubiquitin protein ligase activity; zinc ion binding. The record is from RefSeq and is a predicted model, not a curated record. Bases 512 to 2653 code for a protein of 713 amino acids. NCBI's taxonomy places the organism in Eukaryota, Metazoa, Chordata, Aves, Gruiformes, Gruidae. Gene Ontology annotation, biological process: protein polyubiquitination; positive regulation of proteasomal ubiquitin-dependent protein catabolic process; ubiquitin-dependent protein catabolic process.